GUUUUCCUCCGAACUCCAACCCCACUCCUCUCUUUAAAAACUGUCUCCCCCCGCCCACCCUUUGAACUCUCCAAUAAACCCACUUUCCCCAUUUGUAUUCCCAUUGGUAUCAUUGUUAGCUAUGGCUGACCAAACAAAGAACCCUGCCUAUGUUGACCAGGUGGUACUUGCCCCUGACGUCCCACAGCAACCACCUGCUGCAGCAGUUGUGAAAGAACCACCUCAAGCUGAAACUGAUGAAGAAUCCGUAAAUCAGAAGCCGGUCGAGAAGGCUUUAGUGGAAGAGCAUUUGUCAAAACACAGGUGUGAUGAUCAGGAAAAUGUUCUUCAGUCGGGUUCUUUCAAGGAAGAGAGCACAAGGGUGGUUGAUCUUCUUGAUAUUGAAAAGAAAGCGUUACAACAACUUAAGCAACUUGUUCAAGAAGCGCUUAACAAGCAUGAGUUUGGCGGGCAACAACCAGAAGUGCCUAAAGAGGAUGAUGAGAAAGAAUCCUCCAAAGAGGAGGCAAAGGACGAAGCGGUUAUUGAUGAUGACCCACCAAAACCAGAAACAGUAGCCGAAACUAAUGAUGCACCGGUAAAGGAAGAUAGUAUCAAUCUGGUUGAAACGGAAGUCAUUGAAGACAAGGUUGCUACUGCAGCUGCUGGCUCUGACACCGUGGAAGACGAUGGUGCCAAGACUGUAGAAGCCAUUGAAGAGAGCAUUGUCUCAGUCUCUUCUUCUUCAGUUCAACCUGCAGCAGAGGCAGAGGCUUAUGUGGAAUCGGAAGACGAACGAAAAGGUGGUAAAGUAGAGGACAAGGUGGUGCCGCCCGAGGAGAUAUCCAUAUGGGGCGUACCGCUUCUUGCAGAUGAAAGGAGCGAUGUCAUUCUCCUCAAAUUUCUAAGAGCCAGAGAUUUCAAGGUGAAAGAGGCGUUUGUGAUGCUGAAAAACACUAUUCUUUGGAGAAAGGAGUUCGGGAUUGAUGAGCUGGUUGAACAAGAUCUGGGUGAUGAUUUGAGUAAGGUGAUAUUUAUGCAUGGUUUUGACAAGGAAGGACAUCCGGUGUGCUAUAAUGUGUACGGGGAGUUCCGAAACAAGGAGCUUUACCAGAAAAAAAUUUCGGAUGAAGAGAAGAGGCAAAAUUUCCUCAGAUGGAGAAUCCAAUUCCUGGAAAAGAGUAUUCGGAAACUAGAUUUUAGGCCCGGUGGAAUUUGUACUAUUGUUCAAGUCAAUGACUUAAAGAAUUCCCCAGGACCAGCCAAGUGGGAGCUUAGACAAGCUACCAAACAGGCUCUUCAUUUGCUCCAGGACAACUAUCCAGAAUUUGUUGCCAGACAGGUGUUCAUCAAUGUUCCUUGGUGGUACCUUGCGGUCAAUAAGAUGAUAAAUCCAUUUUUGACCCAAAGAACUAAAAGCAAGUUUGUCUUUGCUGGCCCUUCCAAAUCAGCGGACACCCUUUUCAGGUACAUCACUGCUGAACAAGUACCGGUCAAAUAUGGAGGACUGAGCAAAGGCAGUGAAUUCGCCACCACCGAAACUGUUACCGAGAUAACUGUUAAACUAGCGGCAAAACACACAGUAGAGUUUCCAGUUACUGAGGCAUGCCUUGUGAGAUGGGAGGUGAGAGUUAUUGGAUGGGGUGUGAGCUAUGGUGCAGAAUUCGUACCCAGUGGUGAAAACAGCUAUGCAGUUAUAAUCCAAAAGGCUAGGAAGGUUGCUGCCUCUACCGAGGAACCGGUGGUGUGCGACAAUUUCAAGGUUGGCGAGGCUGGCAAAGUUGUUCUCACUAUCCACAAUCCCUCCUCCAAAAAGAAGAAGCUCCUCUAUCGCUUCAAGUCCCACCCUACUACAUCUCACUAGUUUUAUUCAAGGAAAUGGAUAUCACACAAGGCAUUCACAUAUAUAACCAUCUUUCUAGUUGUCUUGCCAUUACUUCCGAUUUUCCAAGUUGUUUAUUAUAUGUAAUUUUGGGGGUUUGUUCAUACAAUAUGUUCCUUUCUUUUUUUGUCCUAGUAAAUUUCAAACGGUGGUUUCGUGGAUUCUCACGGAUGCACGUGCAUGGAUAUUAUUUUUGUGCUCGUUAAAUUUCAUCGUACAUCAUUGGGUUUUGCCAUCUUUGAUUUUCAAGGAAGAAGUUUUUGUAUCUUCAA
This is a messenger RNA of Gossypium raimondii (Peruvian cotton), 2133 nucleotides long. RefSeq names its product patellin-3. The transcript has 4 exons. The record is from RefSeq and is a predicted model, not a curated record. NCBI's taxonomy places the organism in Eukaryota, Viridiplantae, Streptophyta, Magnoliopsida, Malvales, Malvaceae. The coding region runs from base 122 to 1843 and encodes 573 amino acids. Gene Ontology annotation, molecular function: lipid binding.